AUGCAAGGGAAAAAAAUGGUUGGCAGAGCAUCUGUUACCCAGGAACUGGGGUCCCCCGCCCCCUCUCUCUUCGAGUUAUCCUCAAAUCAUACCCGACGCAGUUCCUCUCGUGCUUCUCGCAGAACAACUCGUGAACCUGAAACUCAACCUUCUGCUUUAGCUCGUUCCUCAUAUUCUCUACCUGUGACCCCUGUCACUACUACUUUUGAAGAGUCCCUGUUGUCGGCGAAACAUCGCAGGAGACCAGGCUCUGAGUCUCACGACGACAGGCCACUACGGAUCAAAGGAUCUAUCGAAACUUCGCAACAAAUAGGGACUCUUAGCUCAGCUCGAAUACCCGACAGCUCAUCCCAGAAGAGUCAUCGUAGUCGAAACCCCGAUAAGCAGAACGGGGAAUCUGGCCAGACACAGUCUACUCUACAUACUUUCCUGCUGAAAAAACCUCUGGGUCGACGAAAGUCACUGGCUACACAAGCUGAGUUGACUGAAAAGAACGACAAACCCGGUCCCGGUACACCUGCCAGCGAAACCCCUCACUCUGGCGGUCGAAAGACCCGCAAGUCUAUGCCAGUGAAGAUGAACGGCUCUGCAAGCCUUGAGACGAGUGCCACCAAGCCUCCAGUGACCACUCCUCGCGUCUCUACCCCACAACCAUCUGGUCGCGAUCGUAAAUCCAAGGACAGUAGCGUCCAACCGAGUGAGAAGAAGACCUCUAAACCGACUCCUCGCAUGCGACCCCAGCGCACGCCCGCUGCGAAAGCUGACAAGGAGCCCCAAGUGAGCAGCAAAGAAGACAUUUCGAAUUCCGUUACGCCACAGUCACGUGCCGCCCCCAGUUCAAGAACUCGUCGCAGUCGUAAGUCAGCGCCCGAUCUCGCAAAUCCAGGGCAGGACCGGGCCAUCUCGGAGGACAACAUGGAAGUAGACUCCAAAUACUCGGUCGUCGAUAACUCUAGUAAGAAAAGGUCGCGACCCAACCGGCUGAGCAAUACCAUCACUCUAAGCGUGGGUCGUAAAGCAUUGGAGUCAGUACUUCCGGCCACUCUCGACACGAUGUCUUAUGACCGUGAGAUUGCGGACAGCGUCGAAGCGACUCCUCUCCAUGUCUAUGGGGACAAUUUUCACUUUGAUUAUGACACCGACAUGUAUAGAAAUAACUUUGGUCUUGACGGCCAAAUUGACACCCCUGCAUCUCCUACAAGCUUCGCAACGAGCACUUCCACCGCAGCACGGGCAUCAGGACGGACUCGCAAGCCCACGAUUCGGGCCUUGGAAUCUUUCGAAUCUGAGCGACGAUACCGUCGUGCCCGAACAAAGACCCCCGCGAAGGUGGAUGCACCCGCUGGGGAGGGUCGUGACAGCAACAAAGUGAACGGUGGGCAUAGAAAAGAGACGCCGCCAACAUCGGUUCCGACACAGAAUGGACCAACGUUGCAGGCAGCCCCGACUUCGGAUGUCGCGGCCAUCGCUAGCCGGCUCAUUGAGCUGACCGCAGCUGCCUUGGCUCCAGGAUUUGAGCCGUCGCCUGAAGCUGAAAGAUGGCUCGAGGAACUGCAAAAAGAGUUUGAGCAGAGGAAGACGGCUCAAACCACGUCGGGGAAAGCCAGGUCCGGGGGAGAAAGUAUGCAACCCUCGAACAAGUCAUCUUUUUUAGGUAGCGCGCAACCCUCCAAGCCGUGGACUGACAAGGAUGGCUGGCUGCACACAGGUCAAGUGAAUAAGUUCGGGGAAGAGUGCAUCGUGAUCUCUUCGGACUACGAGUGGUACCGUCCCAACAAUACUUAUGGUGACGAUCAGCUUCCCUUGCCACCCGUGCGACUCAAGUCCCGCGAGCAGCUCGAAAAGGACCGUAUCUUUGGCUUCCCUCCGCGCAUGGGAGAACGCAAUCUACCUCGCAAGACGUAUCUCCCUUUCACCCUUGAGAAUGUCGACGAAGAGAAGGCCAAAAUCAAGGCUCGUGAGGAAGCUCGCCAGAGGGGCCUUGUGUUUGACCGCUCGAUGUCUUGUGCUGAGAUUAAGACAUUGAUACGCCAGCACGACAUCGCCGGCACUUCGCUGCCUUCCAAUGGUCCUCCUACAUCUGUGUAUCCAAGAGAGAACACCAAAGUAACUAGAAGUUCACGUAAGAGAAGACUUGUCGAUGAUACUCCUCAAACCAAAACUACACAGAAUUCAGCCACCGAGUCAACGGACACAGCCCACAAACGCAAAAGACGCCGUAAAUACAUGGCAGGUGCGUCGGUGGCAGACUCUUCAAAUACCGCGGGAUCUGGUGAAGCCAAAGAAUCUGGCGAAACGGCAGAUCCCAACGAAACCGAGGAUGGUGAAAGGCGUCCCCCUCAGGAGCGCUCGCCUAUAAUGCUCAAGCUGUACCUCACUAAUAGGGACGAGGAAAAGAAAAAACAGAAGCAAACCGAAAAGGAGAAACAGACAGCGACGAAAGAGGACGAGACCAAAUCCAGGAGGUCCAGAAAGAGCACCCAAGCCCAGUCCGAGAAGGAUAAGAAAAAGGAGGCUCUUCCCAAGACUAGCACGUUGAAGAAACGUCCUCAUUCCGAAGUCGAAGCUGAUGUUCAGCUGGAGAAAUCUCACAAAGCGAAGAAGACCGCUCAUUCUGAGACCGAGGCAAAUCAGCCAACCAAGACGGAUAAAUCGAAGAAGUCCUCUCAUAUGAAGAUCAAGGCCAACAGUGGCCAGCUAGCCAAGGUGAACAAGUCGAAACCUCACGCUCACUCUACGACCGAGAUUAGUAGUGCUCCAGCUAAGGCGACCAAUUUACAAAAGCGUCAGCAUGCUGAGCAUGAGGCAAAUAAAUCCCAGUCCAGCGAGAAAUCCCCCAAGAGUCUCAAACUCUCUUUCACACGCAGCUCUGACUCUCCGGGCAAAUUCACCCUCACGCAAAAUACUCCCAAGAAAGAUUCUAGGGAGCAAAAGAGAGAAGAGAAAACAGAAGCCGUUGUUACCCCCGACACUUCCGCCGCAGCUGGCACGGGCAUGACCAUGACUCCCACGCCUGGGGGACGUCCGCGUCGUCGCGCAGCAGCAGCCUUGAUGGCGGAAUUCGAAACUCAUGCUCAGGAAAGGGCCCGUCGUGCCAAUGCGCGCAAGAAGGGUAAUACGCCCCCCAAGAAGCCUAACGAAGCUGAUCAUGUGGACCAACCGGGCAAUAAGACCUAA
This is a messenger RNA of Aspergillus tanneri, 3177 nucleotides long. RefSeq names its product putative GPI-anchored cell surface glycoprotein. The record is from RefSeq and is a predicted model, not a curated record. The transcript is spliced from 4 exons. The coding region runs from base 1 to 3177 and encodes 1058 amino acids. Lineage: Eukaryota; Fungi; Ascomycota; Eurotiomycetes; Eurotiales; Aspergillaceae.